Pungitius pungitius (ninespine stickleback) is the source of this 2107-nucleotide messenger RNA. It is a transcript of the gene rwdd2b, whose product is annotated as RWD domain containing 2B. The coding region runs from base 202 to 1104 and encodes 300 amino acids. The transcript is spliced from 4 exons. Lineage: Eukaryota; Metazoa; Chordata; Actinopteri; Perciformes; Gasterosteidae. The record is from RefSeq and is a predicted model, not a curated record. Gene Ontology annotation, molecular function: protein binding.
AAACAACGCUCGGUCGCCAGCUUAUAGCACAAGCGGUGUGAAUACAGAAGUUGUCCAGGUGUUUAACUGGUAUGUGUGUCAAGAAUCCACAUGUAAAUAACGUAUACACGUAUAUUUAUUUAACGCCAUACGCUUGUCAAGUUGAAUGUGGAGACAGAAAGCAGUUUUUUAAUAGCGCCAGCCUGACGUCAUUUUACCAGAAUGUCAUGCUUAGAGUGGGCUGAGUCUCAACUUGCAGAGAUUGAGCUGCUGACCAGUAUGUUUCCCAACCGCGAGGAGCUGGAGAUCACAGACCAGCUGGCACUAGCUGAGCUCAGGGUCUACGUGGAGGGUUCAGCUUCAAUGGAAACCCCUCCUUCUUCCAGACCUCAGUUUUUCAUCAAACAGAAGCUGGACCAUGCAAGCACGGAGAAGAUGGAAGUCGUUUUAGCCUGCGCUUAUCCAUCCGAGUAUCCCAGUGUGUUACCAGAGAUAACUAUCAGGUGUGCUGGUGUCAGCAGGGCCCAGCAGACAGAGCUGCACACGGAUCUUAAUGCAUACCUCAUGGAAAACUGCCAGGGGGAAGUAUGUGUGCUCUCCGCUGUGGACUGGGUCAAAGACAACCUGCAGGUCUUCAUUAAUAAGAGUUCGUCAGCACCAACGGCCUCUAAGCAAGAGUCUACCUCUCCAGGGCCACAGGAAGGGUUCAGCCGACUGUGGAUUUACAGCCACCACAUCUACAACAAGACGAAGAGGAAGAACAUCUUGGAGUGGUCCAAGGAGCUGGGCUUGUCAGGAUUUAGUAUGCCUGGGAAGCCUGGCAUUGUGUGCGUUGAAGGUCAUCAUUCUGCCUGCGAGGAGUUCUGGUCCAGAGUAAAGGUUCUGACAUGGAAGAAGAUCAUGAUUCGACAUAGAGAGGAUAUUCCCCUUGAUCCUAUGGGAGAGGAAAGCACGGCUGUUGAAAGCAUAGACUCCCUUCGCAAAUUCACUGGCUUUGAAGAGGCAAUGUUUGACCCCCAUGGGAACAGAGGUAAUCACAUGGACCUCGGGCAGCUCUACCAGUUCUUGAAUGAAAAAGGCUGUUGUGACAUCUUUCAGAUAUAUUUUGGCAUUGAAGGAAGGUAGUGUUUAGAUCCAGCCGGGAGUGUAGACAUGCCCACAUGUCAUUGACGUCAAUUCUUAUGUAUUGCAAAUGCUUUCUUAUUUUCCAAUUGAAAGCACAUAAAGGAAUUUUACUAAAUAAGCUUUUCAUAGAUGUUUCUGUAAUUUUGAAAAACUUAGAUAAUAGGCAUGUUUAAUAAGCCUUAAAAGAUCUUUGUAAUAUUUCCAAUUUGAAUACUUUAAAGAUUACAGCUUGCCCAAGGUGAUUAUUUCCCAUAAAUGACACCAAGUUGAAUUACUGAUUUUCAGGUCUGAUAUCACAUUAAUAAUUGGACAACCUAGUCAACAAUAUUCUAGAUAUCUGUUUAUGAAAUCUUUUGAUUUACCUCUUAUGAAUUAUAGAUAACAUAACUGUGGAAAGUCUCCCUCCAAUUUUCUUUGAAGGAUUUGUUCUAUAAUGGGGUUUAUUCUGGAUUACACUUUGGUAAUCAAAAUAUGUGGUUAUUGAAGAUGAAGCUCAUUCUUAGCCAUAUGUGAUUCAUGUGCAUUAUUGCAAUAUAUACUGUAUAUUCUAAUGUGGAACUACUGUAUAUAUGAACAGAAGAAACAAAUUACAAUGAGAGCACCGUACAAAGGUAGUUUCAGUAGUUUGAAGGAAUUGCAUUUAAUUUACUUCCAACCUUGCUUGGGCUACAAUGGCCAGCAGAUGGCAGCAUUAUACCAAGUUGGAAAACCUGAGGCUCGAUGUUGCCCCUUAUUUCUGGAUAAUCAAACAUGUACAAUUCAUAACAUGGAUAAACAGUAUUUAGCUCCACUUGAAUGAUACAACAAUGAUUUUGUUAAAAACUAUUGUAGUGGUUAUUUGAAUCCAAUAUUUCUGUAAUAAAACAAAACAUAACUUUUGUAAAUAUCAAUGUUUAUUUUAAUAUGUAAAAUGCCUGGUGGGCUUUAACAACAGCUAGGCAAUAACACUGAGGUUUUAAAUAGCCCAUACUCCUCUUCAUCGUUUCCUUUGUGUAUCUGUUUA